Messenger RNA from Nanorana parkeri, 684 nucleotides. Its product is annotated as F-actin-capping protein subunit alpha-2-like. Gene Ontology annotation, biological process: barbed-end actin filament capping; actin cytoskeleton organization. The transcript is spliced from 6 exons. Gene Ontology annotation, molecular function: actin filament binding. The record is from RefSeq and is a predicted model, not a curated record. NCBI's taxonomy places the organism in Eukaryota, Metazoa, Chordata, Amphibia, Anura, Dicroglossidae. Gene Ontology annotation, cellular component: actin cortical patch; F-actin capping protein complex. The annotation marks the transcript as partial.
GCAUUAAUAACGGAACAUGGAGAUCUUGGUAACGGGAGGUUUUUGGAUCCAAAGAACAAGAUUUCCUUUAGAUUUGAUCACUUGAGGAAGGAGGCCAGUGAUCCCAAGCCCCAUGAGGGAGAAAAUGCCAUCGAAUCGUGGAGGAAUGUUGUGGACUCUGCAGUGAGAUCCUAUGUGAAAGAUCAUUAUCCUAAUGGAUCUAGUACUGUGUACGGGAAAACAAUUGAUGGACAGCAAACUAUUAUUGUAUGUAUAGAGAGUCAUCAGUUUCAAGCUAAAAACUUCUGGAAUGGACGCUGGAGGUCAGAAUGGAAAUUUUCCAUAACGCAAUCUACUACGAAGGUGGUGGGACUUCUAAAAAUUCAGGUUCAUUAUUAUGAAGAUGGAAAUGUACAGUUAGUGAGCCAUAAAGAUAUUGAAGAAUCACUAACAGUGACUAAUGAAAGUCAGACUGCAAAGGAGUUCAUUAAGAUUAUAGAGGAUGCUGAAAACGAAUACCAGACUGCAAUCAGUGAGAACUACCAGACUAUGUCUGACACUACUUUCAAAGCCUUACGCCGGCAGCUGCCAGUGACGCGCACAAAGAUUGACUGGAACAAGAUUCUUAGUUACAAAAUUGGAAAAGAAAUGCAACAUGCUUAACAUGAACGUUGUACGCCUGGAUGAUUUUAGUGUCUGUGCAUA